AUGGACGUGCCUACUGUCGCCGAACUCCUCGCCAGCAACGAUGUAAUAUACGACGACGACCAUGGUGGGAGAUGCGCAACCGUCGCAAGGAUCGGGAAGUACGUUAUGAAAUACAACGGACGGACGCGUGUUGAGGAAGCCGACAGCCUACGGUACCUCGCCGCCAACACAAAUUUGCCUGUGCCGAAGUGCUACGGCUCCGGUAUCUUACCCAACAGCACUGGAAAGUACGUUAUCAUGGAUUUUAUCGAAGGCGACACUCUUGAGAAGCUGUGGCCCGACCUCGCCACAAUGGACAAGGACCAGAUCGUACGACAACUCCGCGAUCAGACGUACUGGCAAUUCGACUUGGGAAUUUGA
This is a messenger RNA of Zymoseptoria tritici IPO323, 360 nucleotides long. RefSeq lists its product as uncharacterized. The transcript has 2 exons. NCBI's taxonomy places the organism in Eukaryota, Fungi, Ascomycota, Dothideomycetes, Mycosphaerellales, Mycosphaerellaceae. The record is from RefSeq and is a predicted model, not a curated record. The coding region runs from base 1 to 360 and encodes 119 amino acids.